Molecule: messenger RNA, 972 nt
Organism: Dovyalis caffra
Lineage: Eukaryota; Viridiplantae; Streptophyta; Magnoliopsida; Malpighiales; Salicaceae
Source: the annotation of a GenBank genome assembly
AUGCCUGUUGCGUUUUCAUAUGAUGAACUGCGCGUUGCAACCGAUGAUUUCAAGGAAAUACUUGGAAGAGGAGGCUUCGGGUCUGUGUUCAAAGGAGUACUUGCUGAUGGAACAGGAAUUGCUGUAAAGCGUUUGGAUAAAUUAGGCCAAGGAAAGAGGGAAUUUGUAGCUGAAGUUGAGACAAUUGGAAGUCUGCACCAUUUUAACUUGGUGAGGCUGAUAGGAUUUUGUGCAGAGAAAUCACACAGGCUUUUAGUAUACGAGUAUCUGAGUAACGGAUCAUUGGAUAUUUGGAUUUUUAAGAAAAUCGAAGGAUCUUCCCUUGAUUGGGAGACACGAAAGAAGAUUAUUCUUCACAUCGCGAAAGGGCUGGCUUAUCUUCAUGAAGAAUGCCGACAGACCAUAAUGCACCUCGAUAUAAAGCCGCAGAACAUACUCUUAGAUCCAAAUUUUAAUGCCAAAAUCUCUGACUUCGGGUUAUCUAAACUGAUUGAUAGGGAGAUGAGCCAAAUUCAACUGACAAUGAGAGGAACCCCUGGAUAUCUUGCUCCAGAAUGGCAUCAAGCAUUAGGUCGCGUCACAGUAAAAGUUGACAUUUACGGCUUUGGAAUUGUUCUACUGGAAGUAGUUUGUGCACGCAGAUGUGUAGAUCACUCGCAACCAGAAUCUGCUUUCAAUUUGCUUAGAAUGUUGCAGAACAAAGCUGAAUACAUUAUGGAAUAUUUAGUUGACUAUAAGCAGAGUGAUAGAGAAGAAAUAAUCCGGAUGAUAAAUAUUGCUGCUUGGUGUUUGCAAGAUGAUCCAGAAAGAAGACCUCUCAUGUCAACAGUUGUAAAGGUGUUGGAGGGUGUAAUGGAGGUGGAUUCAAAACUGGUGUAUAAGUUUUCACAUGCACUGGCACCACCUCCUGUUGUUGAUGACCAUAUUUCUUCAGCACCACCACCAGCAUCUGUUCUUUCUCAUCCUAGAUGA